Molecule: messenger RNA, 1443 nt
Organism: Setaria italica (foxtail millet)
Lineage: Eukaryota; Viridiplantae; Streptophyta; Magnoliopsida; Poales; Poaceae
Product: protein FAR1-RELATED SEQUENCE 5-like
Exons: 2
Coding region: 1-1443 (480 amino acids)
Biological process (GO): regulation of DNA-templated transcription
Source: RefSeq, a predicted model, not a curated record
AUGCAGAACGACGGUGACAGCCAACAGCAGCAAGAGCUGCAACAGUCAUGGACAGGGAACGACGCCCUCUCUGAAGCCAUCACCAUUGAUCCCGCCACCGUGGGACUUACAGGAAGAAGUUUUGAGGCUGCCGCCAUGGAUCAUUUGAAGCCUGUGGUUGGAAUGAUGUUUGAUACACUUACAGAUGUGGAGAAAUUUUACAAAUUGUAUGCACAUGAAGCUGGUUUCUCUGUUCGUGUUGGUCAGCAUAAGAAACAAAAUGGUGAUAUAUUAUUCAAGCGGUAUUAUUGUUCAAGGGAAGGGUACAGAAAGGAGAACAUAAAAAAUGUUAUUGACGAAUCCGAAAAAAAGAGAAAGACACAUAAUGUGAUGGAAACCAGAUGUGGUUGUGAGGCACAUAUUGUUGUCAAGCUUGGCAGUGAUAAGAAGUAUCGGAUAGCUUCAAUGGUUGAGGAGCACAACCAUGGUUUUGUGUCACCAGAUAAGAGGCAUUUGCUAAGAUCCAACCGUAAUGUUAGUGAGAGGGAAAAGAGUACCUUGUUCAGUUGUCACAAGGCUAGCAUUGGCACCUCACAGGCAUAUAGACUUCUCCAUGUUAGUGAGGGUGGGUUUCAGAAUGUUGGGUGCACGCUGAGAGAUUUGCAAAACUAUUACCGUGACCUCAGGAGCAAAAUCAAAGAUGCAGAUGCACAAAUGUUUGUGGCACAACUUGAGCGAAAGAAGGAAGUAAAUCCUGCCUUCUUUUAUGACUUUAUGGUGGACGAACAAGGACGACUUGUUCGUGUGUUUUGGGCAGAUGCCUUAUGCAGGAAAAACUAUAGUGUUUUUGGUGAUGUGGUUUCUGUAGAUUCAACAUACACCACUAACCAGUAUAACAUGAUUGUUGUGCCAUUUACUAGAGUCAAUCAUCACUUGCAAAGUGUUUUCCUAGGGGCAGCAUUCUUGGCAAAUGAAAAGAUCGAGUCAUAUGAAUGGUUGUUUAACACAUUUCUGAAGGCUAUGCGUGGAGUACCACCUCAUCUAAUCAAAACAGAUGAAGAUGCAAGCAUGAAGGCUGCUAUUGCUCAGAUUCUACCGGAUACAACUCACAGACUUUGCAUGUGGCAUAUUAUGGAAAAGGUACCUGAGAAGGUCGGGCCCUCUAUAAGAGAGGAUGAACAGUUCUGGGAUAGACUACACAUGUGUGUUUGGGGCUCCAAGACUGCAGAUGAUUUUGAGUCACAGUGGAAUUCUAUCAUAACAGAUUUUGGACUCAUGGGAAAUGAUUGGUUUUCCACAAAGGAACUAUUCUUUGAUGAAGAAGGUAACCUGCUAGAUGAAAAGCCUGAAGAUCCUAUGGAGGUGGCAAUGCGGAAAAAGAUUUCAGAUUCACGGAACCGGUUUGAAGAUCUCAUCCAGAUGGCCAAGAACUCUGAACAAGGGAUGGACUUUUUUAUUUUCUAG